AUUCAUUUUUUUAUCUUCCUUACAUGCGUGUUCGGACCCUCAUUUUUUAGGUUUAGUUCACCCGUUUCAGUUUUAGUCCAUAAAGUGCACUAUUUGUAGCAUGAGCAAAUUCAAUUUUUACAUUGAAAUCUAUGAGGAUCAGUUUUUUCGGUGAUUAUUCCUCCGUGGCAAGUCCGAUUUAAAAUUUUUUUUUCUAUGUCCAUCUGGAUGUACGAACGCAUGUGUGUGCAAAAUUUGAUGAGAAUUGGUUGAGUGGUGCAAAAGAAAAAUGCGGACAAAGAAGUUGGAAAAUCAAGUAUAAGAGCUUCGCUCAAUUAUAUAUAUAUAUAUACACACACACACACAAAUUUGUUAACCGACAACAUGGAUUUUAACUAGUUGAAAAUUAUAAAUGUCAUCCUUAAACAGCAUCACAUACGUUUCAUAUGAUUGUUAAUGAACCGUUAAGGGUGAAUUAAUAAAAUGUCAAUAAAUAUUGAUAUUAAAUUAAAGCGAGCAAGCAAAAUAUAUCAUGAAGGGGAAAUAGUUUCUGGUUUUAUAUUAUUAAAAACUAAUUCAGAUGUUAAACACGAUGGAAUAUUUCUAAGUAUGGAAGGUUCGGUUAAUUUACAACUUAGUUCCAAAAAUUUUGGUAUCUUUGAAGCUUUUUAUAAUUCUGUGAAGCCGAUACAAUUAGUUCAGUAUACUAUAGAUGUAGUUCCAAGUGGAAAAAUACCGAGUGGUAGAACAGAAAUACCGUUUGAACUGCCAUUGAAGCCUAGAGGAACCAAAUCUUUAUACGAAACAUACCACGGAGUGUUUGUAAAUAUACAGUAUCUUAUCCGUUGUGAUAUAAAGAGAAGUUUUUUGGCAAAAGAUGUAAGCAAGUCUCUAGAGUUCAUAGUGGAAGAUAAAGUGCCUCCAAAGAUAGAGAAGGAACCUAGUAAAUCAGUGUCUUUUAAAAUUAUGCCAGAGUCUUUGCAGAAUACAAGAGAUAGAACUAAUGUUCCUAGAUUUUGUAUUUCAGGAAAACUAGAUUCAUUAUACUGUAAAGUUUCUGAACCACUGUCGGGAGAGGUUGUAAUCGAACAUUGCGAAGCUAUAAUAAAAUCUAUUGAAUUGCAAUUAGUCAGAGUGGAGACAUGCGGAUGCGCAGAGGGAUAUUCUAGAGAUGCUACGGAAAUACAGAAUAUACAAAUCGGAGAAGGCAAUGUUUGUACAAAUUUGCCUAUACCGAUAUAUAUGAUAUUUCCAAGAUUGUUCACAUGUCCUACAUUAAGUACAAGUAAUUUUAAAGUCGAAUUUGAGGUAAAUCUAAUUGUAAUAUUCGAAGACGACUAUUUAGUCACAGAAAAUUUCCCCAUUAUAUUGUCAAGAUAUUAAGUUUUAUAGGGAAAUACAAUAUUGU
Megachile rotundata (alfalfa leafcutting bee) is the source of this 1387-nucleotide messenger RNA. RefSeq names its product vacuolar protein sorting-associated protein 26C. NCBI's taxonomy places the organism in Eukaryota, Metazoa, Arthropoda, Insecta, Hymenoptera, Megachilidae. The record is from RefSeq and is a predicted model, not a curated record. Gene Ontology annotation, biological process: intracellular protein transport.